This is a messenger RNA of Apis dorsata (giant honeybee), 1618 nucleotides long. RefSeq lists its product as uncharacterized. Gene Ontology annotation, cellular component: ciliary transition zone. NCBI's taxonomy places the organism in Eukaryota, Metazoa, Arthropoda, Insecta, Hymenoptera, Apidae. The record is from RefSeq and is a predicted model, not a curated record. Bases 241 to 1542 code for a protein of 433 amino acids. Gene Ontology annotation, biological process: cilium assembly. The transcript is spliced from 5 exons.
AGAUUUAUCAUAAUUAUUAUAAAAAAAAAUUGAUGUCCUUAAUUAUCGAUUUUCUCUAUGUACUUAUAUAUUUUAAUGUAUUGACAACAAACCGUUACUAUAGUUACUUUCCCUAUUUACGGAGAAAUUACGGAGGAAUACGCUGGUUAUUAAACUGUUCUUGUUUCUAGUGAAGCGAAUAUAUUUAAAUAUGAUGUGUUCUAAUUAUGAUACAAUAAGAUUCAAUAAAGAAUCGGUAGAAUGAGUCGAUCAACCGAAAGAAUUCCAAAACGAUGGAAUAUCUCGGAAAUUCCACGCAGGAACGAAUCAAGCAAUACCGAGGAGUCUUCGUCACUUACCGACAGUACUCCGUAUUCACCGUAUCUCCAGAAUACUAGCACACCUCUUAAAACUAGAAGGACAAAUUUAGAAGAAAUCAAAAAAUCUCGAAGAGGACAAGAAAAAUUUGAAGAUAUCGAAAAAGCGUCCUCUAAUAAAAAAAGAUUGGAAAGAUUUCAGAAACAUAGAAAACAUAUUAGUCGAAGAAAACAAGAUAAUGAAAGAGUUAUUGAGAAGCAAAAAGAAGAACACAAUCGACGUGAUAAACGAAAACAUGAAUAUUCUGAGGAUUUUGGGGAAAAGAAGCAAAACAAAACGGAUUCUGAUUCAGAGUCUGAUUCGGAUAAAAAUUAUAGUGAAAGUGAUUUGGAGAAAUCGAAAAGAAAAAAACAUGAUUUUACAGGUAAAAGAGAUAAUGAAUUACCGAUUACAGAAAUCUUAAGAAGAUCACAAGAAAAUACACAAAAUAAAUAUGAAGAACAAGCGUCAUUUCCUGUAUUAAAUACAGAUAAAGUUUAUGUACAGUAUAAAGGUGGUUUCACUACUAUGAAAAUGAAUCCAUCAAAAGAUCUAUCCAUGAAUUCUUCUAAAAAUAAAAAAAUCGAAAAAGACGCUGUUGAUCCUAUUGAUAAUCGAAGUUCUCCACCUAUAAAAAUAGCCAUUUCGAUUCAACAAUUUUGGAAAAGAGCAGGUCUUUUAUGUCAAGGUAUUUUAGCUGGUACAGCAUUAAUGCAUUUUAUAACGUUAUGCACAGUUUUUAGUAAUUCCAUGGAAUUUAUUGUAAAAUAUUCAAAAUAUUCCGAAAUUUACACAAAUAAUUUCUCAUUUCUUAUCGCUUUAUGCAUUGUGGCAACAUUUGAUAAAUUUGAUUUGGCACGAUUCGAUAUAGAGCAUCUACGUGAGCUUUAUUUUGAUUAUAAUAAAGCAAUAAUCGCAGUUCCUUUGUAUCUGACCAUUUUUUGCCUUCAUCAAAUUUGUGCAGAGAUUGACAAUAAAUUAAGUUCAAUCCAUUAUUACAAUUCCAACAUUUCUAUAUUGCAAAACAUCACUAAUAUUCAAUCUCUUCUGGACGAAUUGAAUAACUGGCAAAAAAUAUCCAUCUCGAAAGACGUACUUGCAAUGUUUGCAUGGUUAUUUGUUGCUCUUGGUACCAGGGACGAUUCAUUUUUAAUAUAUCUACAGUCAAUGAAAAAAUAUAUAAACGAUAUUGAGACUUCUGGAUAAUAAAUCAAUUUCUUUGGGAUAGAUAUUUACUUAAUUUAUAUUACCAUCAUAUGGCAUAAGGAUAGCAAUAGGAUAA